AUGAAGAAAGCUACUUCCUUCAAAAUAAUAUCACUAUUAUGUUUACUAGUAGUAAUACCUACAUUGACAGCACCUGCUGAAACAGUUAUUGGUAUUGAUUUAGGUACGACAUAUUCUUGUGUUGGAGUAUACUUAAAUGGAAGAGUUGAAAUUUUGGCCAAUGACCAAGGAAAUCGUAUCACACCUUCUUAUGUUGCCUUCACAAAUGAAGAACGUUUAAUUGGUGAUGGAGCAAAAAAUCAAGCUGCUAAUAACCCUGAAAAUACCAUAUUUGAUGUUAAACGUUUAAUGGGGAGAAGAUUUUCUGAUAAAGAAGUACAAAGUGAUAUUAAACAUUUUCCAUUUAAAGUUAUUGAUAAAGAUGGAAAACCUAUAAUUUCCGUUAUGUAUAAAGGCAGUGAAAAACUUUUUACACCAGAAGAAAUUUCUGCAAUGAUUUUACUUAAGAUGAAGGAAAUUGCUGAAUCAUUUUUAGGAAACAAGGUUACUCAUGCUGUUGUCACAGUUCCAGCAUAUUUUAAUAAUGCUCAACGUCAAGCAACAAAAGAUGCAGGUAAAAUUGCAGACCUUGAUGUUCGUAUUGUGAGCGAACCAACAGCUGCUGCAAUUGCCUAUGGUUAUUCAAGAUCUAGGGGUGAAUGUAAAAUUCUUGUCUAUGAUCUUGGUGGUGGUACUUUUGAUGUCUCUUUAUUACAUAUUGAUGAUGGUGUAUUUAAAGUUUUGGCAACUGCUGGUGAUACUCAUCUGGGUGGCGAAGAUUUUGAUAAUAGAGUUAUUAAAUAUUUUGUUGAAUUAUACAAAGAGAAAUACAAUGUUGAUGUUACUAAAAAUUUAAAAGCAAUAAGUAGAUUAAAACGUGAGGUUGAAAAGGCCAAACGUAUGUUAUCAUCUCAAGCGUCAGUUCGUAUUGAGAUUGAAUCAUUCUAUGAUAAUAAAGAUUUCUCUGAAAUUUUGACCAGAGCAAAGUUCGAAGAUUUAAAUCAUGAUCUUUUUAUAAAGACAUUGACACCUGUUAAACAGGUUUUAGAGGAUGCCAAUGUUAAGAAAUCAUCAGUUCAUGAUAUUGUUUUAGUUGGUGGAUCUACACGUAUUCUAAAAGUUCAACAACUUCUUAAAGAGUUCUUUGAUGGUAAAAAAGUCAUAAAAACCAUAAACCCUGAUGAAGCUGUUGCCUAUGGUGCAGCUAUUCAAGGUGGUAUCUUCUCUGGUGCAGAAAAAGUUAAAAAUAUUAUUUUGGUUAAUGUUUGUCCUUUAACUCUUGGAAUUGAAACUACUAAUAAUGUAAUGACAGCUGUGAUUCCUCGUAAUCAUAUUAUUCCAACUAAAAAAUCAAAAACUUUCACUACAGGUGCUGAUGAUCAAACUAUACUAAAUUUCAAAGUAUUUGAAGGUGAACGUCUUUUGACCGAAGAUAAUAAUUUUCUUGGCAGUUUUAAGUUAGCAGGAAUUCUACCAGCACCACGUAGUGUACCUAAAAUUGAAGUUACUUUUGAAAUUGAUGUUGAAGGAAUCUUGAAAGUUUCUGCAGUUGAUGUAGACACAGGAAACUCAGAAUCUAUAACAAUCACAGAUGAUAAAAGACAACUAUCAAUAGAAGAAAUAGAACGUAUGAUUAAAGAAGCCAAACAAUUUGCUAGAGAAGAUAGGAUUCAAAAAGAGAGAAUUGAUGCAAAAAAUGAACUUGAUAAUUAUAUUUAUUCCAUCAAGGGUCUGUUAGGAAAGAAAUUCAGUCAUAACGAUGAGAAAAUCAUCAAAGAUGCAGUCAAGAAAACUCGUGAUUGGCUUGAUUAUUUUUCAAAUUCAGCUACUAAAGAAGAUUUCGAUAAAAAAUUAAAUGAAUUGAAGACCGUUCUGCAUUCAAUUACUACGAAAAUGUAUUCACAUGAUGAAUUAUAA
Entrophospora candida is the source of this 1896-nucleotide messenger RNA. The record is from the annotation of a GenBank genome assembly. NCBI's taxonomy places the organism in Eukaryota, Fungi, Glomeromycota, Glomeromycetes, Entrophosporales, Entrophosporaceae.